Necator americanus (New World hookworm) is the source of this 1815-nucleotide messenger RNA. RefSeq lists its product as uncharacterized. Gene Ontology annotation, biological process: signal transduction; peptidyl-serine phosphorylation. Lineage: Eukaryota; Metazoa; Nematoda; Chromadorea; Rhabditida; Ancylostomatidae. The coding region runs from base 1 to 1815 and encodes 604 amino acids. The record is from RefSeq and is a predicted model, not a curated record. The transcript is spliced from 19 exons. Gene Ontology annotation, molecular function: protein serine/threonine kinase activity; ATP binding. Gene Ontology annotation, cellular component: nucleus; cytoplasm.
AUGGAUUCGGUAUAUCGAGGAUUACAUUACAGCAAUUGGGAAAGUGUCGCAGUACCUAUUUGUGUAAGACGCAGUCGACUUCAAUCGAUACCAAGGAUGCCUCCAAAGCGGGCACCCAAUUCCAAGCUCCACCAACUUGCUGUGGAAUUGCCGCUGAACACAAUUAUUUCGGAUUCUACCACAAAGAAACAAUACUGUGUAGGACGUCAAUUUGCUACUGGUGGAUUUGGGAGGAUUUAUACAUGCACUGAGGUUGGAUCUAAGACUGAACUGGUGGUCAAAGUCGAACCGUACGGAAAUGGACCGCUGUUUACAGAAAUGAACGUUUUCAUUCGAAUUUUGAAAAAAGAGCAAAUUGAAGAGUUCAUGAAAUCACGAAAUCUUAAACGCUUGGGAGUGCCAAAGAUAAUCUCCUGUGGAAUUUACACACAUGGAAAGGAUAAGCUGCGCUUUCUUGUAAUUCCCAAAUACGCAACCUCUUUGGAAGCUAUUCGAGAGAAAUCAAAGACUUUAUCUGCACGUGAUGUUUGGGCUGUUACACGAUCUAUUCUUGAGAGCCUCGAAUAUAUCCACGACAAAAACUAUACUCAUGCUGAUAUCAAAGCGGCGAACAUACUUCUUGAACGUACCGGAGACUUUACAUCAAGCGUGCUCGUGGAUUUUGGUUUAGCUCGAUUAUCAUCCAGCAAUGAGGACAAACCAGAUAAAAAAAGAGCUCACAACGGUACUGCAAUCUUCACUUCGUGCGAUGCUCAUCGUGGGUGUCAUCCUUCAUAUCGGGGAGAUCUAGAAAUACUUGCUUAUAACAUUUUGUACUGGCUCAACGGCUCUUUGCCGUGGGAGGCUUUUGAGGCAAAUCCAAGUAAAAUAUACGAAUUAAAGCAGGCAUUUUUGAACGAUCUGACAGGGAACUUGAAGAAAUUGCUUCAGAAUAAUCUGGAGUCAGUUGCUCCUCUGCAGGAAAUAUUUUCAAUAGCAUGCAAAACUGGGUAUUCAGAACAUCUCGUUUUUCCCAAGUUGUACAAGAUUGCCGAUGAAGCAUUGAAGCGUGUUGGAGCUACUGGUCAUAAGCGCAUUGCAAAAGAAUGUGCGGGCGAUGUUGUAGAGUCUAAGAAGAAGAAAAUGUCGAGUCGCGACAAACAAGCAACGUCGUCAAAAGGACGAAGAACCGGUAAAGAGGAGGAGAAGUCUGAAGAUAGUGUGGAAGUCGUUGCACCACCAACACCACGCCUGGUCCGUUUUAGAAAGAAAGUUGCUCCUACUCCCACAACCUCCGCCACAAUUCCUGAACCGAGGCGGUCACCGAGAGCUAGAGAUCGAGCUGCUGAAUCAUCGCUAUCAUCACAGGCACAACUUGCACGUCGUAAGCGACGUACUUUGCUUGUUUUAUUUGAUUGGAUGUAUGAUUUGUGUAGCAGAACAUUGUUUUGGUUAAUAUCAGAAACUCCUAGUGUUGCGGCACGAGACCGUCGACGCGCUGCAAUUAAAGCGCAUUCUGCGGAAAUAUCAGCAAGAUUGCCUUCUGGAGAAGUUAUCCCAGGACUCUCGGUUCGUCGAGCUCCAUGCUCUCAGUUGGAUGUAGAGUCAAACGUGCCUAGUGGUGAUACUAAUGGGACCCCAACAGAGAAGAAUAGAAAAAGACCAGGAGCGAGAGUUUCUUCCGAUGUCAAACGCAGCCCUACCAAAUUGCGUAAAAUACCAGGAAUGCUGAAUUUUCAACGCGGUCGACGGUCGAUUAUUAUUGAUCAGAUCACGAAGAAGUACCAAAAAAUCGCUGAAAAGAAGCGUCGUUCUCGGGAAGUUAAUGAUGAGUAG